Molecule: messenger RNA, 1378 nt
Organism: Odobenus rosmarus divergens (Pacific walrus)
Lineage: Eukaryota; Metazoa; Chordata; Mammalia; Carnivora; Odobenidae
Gene: PARVA
Product: parvin, alpha
Exons: 13
Coding region: 73-1191 (372 amino acids)
Biological process (GO): establishment or maintenance of cell polarity; cilium assembly; actin cytoskeleton organization
Cellular component (GO): focal adhesion; cytoplasm; actin cytoskeleton
Molecular function (GO): actin binding
Source: RefSeq, a predicted model, not a curated record
AGUCCCGCCGCACCCGCCCAGAGCCAGCUCCGCGUCCCGGCCGGCCCGCGCGCGGCUGCCCGCUCCGCCGCCAUGGCCACGUCCCCGCAGAAGUCGCCCUCUGUCCCCAAGUCCCCCACUCCCAAGUCGCCCCCGUCCCGGAAGAAAGAUGACUCCUUCUUGGGGAAACUCGGAGGGACGCUGGCCCGGAGGAAGAAAGCCAAGGAGGUAUCGGAGCUUCAGGAGGAAGGCAUGAACGCCAUCAACCUGCCUCUCAGCCCGAUCCCCUUCGAGCUGGACCCAGAGGACACCAUGCUGGAGGAGAAUGAAGUGCGAACAAUGGUGGACCCAAACUCCCGCAGCGACCCCAAACUGCAAGAACUGAUGAAGGUAUUAAUUGACUGGAUUAAUGAUGUGCUUGUCGGAGAAAGAAUCAUCGUGAAAGAUCUGGCUGAAGAUUUAUACGACGGACAAGUCCUACAGAAGCUCUUUGAGAAGCUUGAGAGUGAGAAGCUGAACGUUGCUGAAGUCACCCAGUCAGAGAUUGCUCAGAAGCAAAAGCUGCAGACUGUCCUGGAGAAGAUCAAUGAAACCCUGAAACUUCCUCCCAGGAGCAUCAAGUGGAACGUGGACUCUGUUCAUGCCAAGAGCCUGGUAGCCAUCUUGCAUCUGCUGGUUGCUCUGUCCCAGUAUUUCCGGGCACCAAUCCGACUCCCAGAUCAUGUCUCCAUCCAAGUGGUUGUGGUCCAGAAACGAGAAGGAAUCCUCCAGUCUCGGCAAAUCCAAGAGGAAAUAACUGGUAACACAGAGGCUCUCUCCGGAAGGCAUGAACGUGAUGCCUUUGACACCUUGUUCGACCACGCGCCAGACAAACUCAAUGUAGUGAAAAAGACACUCAUCACUUUUGUGAACAAGCACCUGAAUAAACUGAACCUGGAGGUCACCGAACUGGAAACCCAGUUUGCAGAUGGGGUGUACCUGGUGCUGCUCAUGGGGCUCCUGGAGGGCUACUUUGUGCCCCUGCACAGCUUCUUCCUGACCCCGGACAGCUUUGAACAGAAGGUCUUGAAUGUCUCCUUUGCCUUUGAGCUCAUGCAAGACGGGGGAUUGGAAAAGCCAAAGCCACGGCCAGAAGACAUUGUCAACUGUGACCUGAAAUCCACACUCCGAGUGUUGUACAACCUCUUCACCAAGUACCGGAACAUGGAGUGAGGGGCACACCGGCCCGCUCCCCCACCGCCCUCGCCUGCUUGUUCCCGUGUCCAGCUCUGUGCUCUCCUGCCGAGCCAGCUCCCGCCCAGGGACAGCAAGGCUGGAGUUAGGAAGGAAAGGCUCAGUAACUCAGUGGGCUGGCUCGCACCUCCCAGGCCCUGGGGACUGACGGGCCAUCGCUCCCACC